UUUUUUUGGAAUAGUCUUUUUACAUCCAUAAUAUUAGCAUAACUACAAUUAGUUAGUUAAUUGUUAAUUAUCAAACUGAUCGCAAAUUGCUGCUACUAUUCCACAAUAAGUGCUCCUCCCUAUGGGUUAUCACCGUAAGGGGUAAUCACUCUAAUCAAAGGAAAAUAAGUAAAGUUGAGAAGAAAAAGUAAAGACAAAGUCGAGAUUACAGAGAAAAUCAAAUUAAUACAUCGAAUCAGAUUAGAAUUCUAGUAGUAGCCAUACUGUCAACGGUGUAGUCUGUGUGUAUUGGCGAAAUAUGUCGUACCCUCCAAGACCACCACAUCAUAUGGGGAUGCCUCCCAUGUUCGGGUCGUUUGGUGGACCUCCUGGAGGAAUGCCACCAAUGGGAAUUCCACCUUUAAUGCCAGGACAAGGGGGAAACCAGUUUUAUGGCGGUCCACCAAUGCCUCCAAACACAAAUGUACCUCCCCCGUUGAUGCGAAAUAACACUAUCACCAAGCCACCAAUGUUGGACGAGAAGCCGAUGGACCACCCUAUGCCAUAUCCUCAACCAACUGGCCCUCCAGUAACCGUAUUUGUUGGAAACAUAACUGAGAAGUGGCCAGAUGCAAUGAUUAGACAACUAUUGUCUACAUGUGGACAAGUCAUAAACUGGAAAAGGGUUCAAGGAGCGUCUGGGAAGUUGCAGGGUUUUGGAUUCUGUGAAUUCAAUGGUCCUGACGCAGGUCUAAGAGCUGUUAGACUGUUACAUGACUUACAAGUUGGUGAUAAAAAGAUGGUCGUCAAAGUAGAUGCCAAAACUCAAUCACUUUUAGAAGAAUACAAAGCUGAAAAACGCAAAAAAAAGAAUGAAUCAUCAGACGAAGGAAAGAAGAAUGGCAGUGGCGAUGGGUCGAAAUCUGAAGACGGAGAGAUUGCGGACUAUAUGGAUCACGAGAUGAAGGAGUUUGACGAAAGAUCUAAACAAAGGGUUGAAAUCAUAUUUAGAGAAUUUAAGAAUGAAAUUGAGGCUUACAUCCCACCGGGAAGCGAGAAAGCAAAAGCUGAUGCGGCUGGGAGCAAGCAGCAAAUCCAAGAUAAAUUACACUUGCUGAAAUUGAGCAGUAUUGACGCAACUUUAGCUGGUUCUGGUAUGCUGGGCGAUGAUCCGGAUUUGCCAGAGGAACUAGCCCAAGACGAGGGGAAAAGAGAAAUUAUAACUCGAGAGAUCAGCAUCUUUCGGGAAAGCAUGAAGCAAGAACAGGAACGUGAGGAGGAAAGGAAACGACUGGGCAGGGAACGAAGAGAGAAAGAACGCGAACGGGAAGAAAGAAAGCGUCAGCGUGAGAGGGAGAGUAAUAAAGGAGCGGAAGAUAUUACUUCACCAGAUCAUUUAUUAGGAAGAGACAGAAGGGAAAAGAGUGGCAGUAGAGAACGAGGAAAUAGAGACCGAGGCAUAAACCGAGAUAAUAAUAAUCGCCGUGAUAACAACAGGAGGGAUCGAGAUCGCCGUGACAGGUCGAGGGAUAGGAGAAGAAGGAGCAGGGAGAGAAGAUCAAAGUCACGUUCAGUGGAAAGGAUUCUUCGCUCGCCUGGACCAAUAUCUCUCGGGCCUAAACCACGAUACAGAGAACGUGAGGAGGAGGAGGAACAAGUUGAUCAGAAAAGAUUGGAAAGGAAAGCAAGGGAGAAAGAAGCUGCAUAUGAACAACGGCUACGAGACUGGGAAACUAGAGAAGCACAAAAGACUCGUGAAUACAAAAAAAUAAAAGAUAGACUGAAACGUCAAGAAGAAGAAUUGCAGAAAGAGGCCAAGAAAAUGAAGCAAUUUUUAGAGGAUUAUGAUGACGAGAAAUAUGACUCAAAAUAUUUCAGGGGUAAGGAACUUCAAAAACGACUCGGUGAUCGAGCUAGAGAAUUGGAAGAUGACAAUAAGGAUAGACAGAGAGAGCGAGAAGAACUUGAAGAAAUGAAGCUGAGAAUGAUGACCAGCGCUGCAAGGGCCACUCCCAAUUCCAACAGCACUUCUACAAUUGCCUCCACAUCUUCAUUACUAGAUAAAUAUAAGAAACCUUCUUUAGAACUGUCCACUCUUUCACCAACUACUCCAUCGCCACUCUUUUCAGGAUUAAAGAUGGAAUUGAAGCCCUCAAUUAAUAGCAGACUUCAAACACUUGCAAGCACUCAGUCACAAACUGGUUCUGCUUCUACUAAUGCUACGACAGCAGCAUAUUCAAGCAGUAAUCAUGUUUCUGACACUAAUAACAAGGAAGAAACCCCAUUUGAAAUUCCAGAAUCUAAAAAAUCUUCAGUCCCAGCCAAUCCCCCCGUCUCAGGUGUUAAGAUGUUGUCGAAUCCAACUACACCAAACCCGUUGAUAUCUCCUGUUCCGGCGGUUUCAAUAAUUAAGAGUCCGGCUUCAGCUACUAAAACUGCGCAUAUUUUUAAUCAGUCACCAAUUGGAAAGGAUGAUGAAGAUUCACGACAAAGUUUCUCUCCAGCUCCAUCCCCUGGCAUGGCCAGUGUCAGCCCUCAAAAUUUUAGCAGCAGAGAUGACGAUGACUCAUCAAUGCAUAGUCCACUUGAUGCUCCAAAAAGGAAAAAGAUGGAUGUGAAAGAUGUUUUUAACCAAGAUGAGGAUGACACCGACGGUUUUGGUCUUGCUCGGAAACGGAAGCUUGUUCCAUUAGAUUUUGGAGAUGAAGCCAACAAGAAAGCCAGGAAAGAGGACAAAAACCCCGAAGAGAAAAAACAAAAUAUCAAAGCAUUAAUCGACAAGAUACCUACAGAUAAGGAUGCCCUCUUUGAAUAUGAAAUUGAUUGGGAGAUGGUUGAUUCGUCUUUAAUGGAAAAGCGCAUUCGACCAUGGAUUAAUAAGAAAAUUGUCGAAUAUAUCGGAGAGCCAGAGCCGACUUUGGUAGAUUUUAUAUGUUCAAAAGUUUUAGGACGUAGUGCCCCCAAAAGCAUCCUUGAAGAUGUUGUGAUGGUUUUGGAUGAAGAAGCAGAGGUCUUUGUAGUAAAAAUGUGGCGACUUUUAGUCUAUGAAUGCGAAUAUCGCAGAUUUUUUAUGAAAUAGAAGCAAAGAAAUAGAUUUUCUGGUGGCAAAAGUCAGUAAAACGAUCACUUAGAGUUAUUGAAGUUUUUAUAAUUCUUGUAAAUGAAUUUGUGUUGACAUUAUUUACAUAUUGUUGUUUGAGUCAUAGCGUACUAGAUAUUUAUAACGUAUUUUGCAAGUAGGGACUAAAAUAAUUAAUUAAAUUAAUGUAAUACCUUCCUAUAUUGCCACGCGGACAACCAAGGAGUAAUAUAUAUCAUAGCACUUGAACCGUCAACAAUGGUGUUAUCAUGCUUAUGUGGACACAUUAUUAUUUCUCCGGUCCCUCUGCAUAUAUUUUUAAAAUUAUGGUCAACUCAUCACUUAAAUUUUAUGUAAACGCUGCAAUUUCGCAAUGACUACAUGGAAAUAAAUGCCAAGAUUCUGGAAUAAAUA
Molecule: messenger RNA, 3472 nt
Organism: Folsomia candida
Lineage: Eukaryota; Metazoa; Arthropoda; Collembola; Entomobryomorpha; Isotomidae
Product: RNA-binding protein 25
Exons: 15
Coding region: 299-3058 (919 amino acids)
Biological process (GO): mRNA processing; regulation of alternative mRNA splicing, via spliceosome
Cellular component (GO): spliceosomal complex
Molecular function (GO): mRNA binding
Source: RefSeq, a predicted model, not a curated record